This is a messenger RNA of Neopelma chrysocephalum (saffron-crested tyrant-manakin), 4734 nucleotides long. It is a transcript of the gene SLC44A1, whose product is annotated as solute carrier family 44 member 1. Gene Ontology annotation, molecular function: choline transmembrane transporter activity. Gene Ontology annotation, cellular component: plasma membrane. The coding region runs from base 214 to 2166 and encodes 650 amino acids. The record is from RefSeq and is a predicted model, not a curated record. Gene Ontology annotation, biological process: transmembrane transport; choline transport. NCBI's taxonomy places the organism in Eukaryota, Metazoa, Chordata, Aves, Passeriformes, Pipridae. The transcript has 16 exons.
GGAGGAGGAGAAGGAGGAGGAAGAGGAUGAGGGGGCGCCGCGGCGGCGCUUGUGUUGGUGCUUGUGCUGCUUGUGCUGCAGCCGCGCUCGCCUGAGCGGGCCCGGCGCUCCCUCCGUGCCGGCCUCGCACCGCGCCGCCGCCCCCGGGGGCGGGGGGAGUCGCGGCGAGUGGAUGCCCGGCGGGCACCGCCGGGGCACAGACCCGCGGACGCCAUGGGCUGCUGCAGCUCCGCCGCGCAGAGCUCCAAGCGAGAGUGGAAGCCUCUGGAGGACCACAGCUGCACAGAUGUACCAUGGCUGCUCUUAUUCAUCCUCUUCUGCAUAGGAAUGGGUUUUAUUUGUGGCUAUUCAAUAGCUACAGGAGCAGCUGCAAGACUGCUUUCAGGAUAUGACAGUUAUGGAAAUAUUUGUGGACAGAAAAAUGUCAAGGUGGAGGGAAUAGUCAACAGUGGUCUGGACCUUACACACAAGAAGUAUGUAUUCUUCUUGGAUCCAUGCAAUAUCGAUAUAGUACAUCAGAAAAUCAAGUCUCUUGCUUUGUGUGUAUCAGCUUGCCCAAGGAAAGAACUAAAAACUCUGGCUGAUAUUCAGAAAUUUGCAGAAACUAAUGGGUCUACUCUGUGUAGCUAUGAACUGCAGUCAUCAGAAUAUACUACAGACCCAAGGGCUGCCAAGUUAUGUCCUAAAUAUCCUGUUCCAGAGAGUGCACCUAUUCCAUUCUUCCAUCGCUGUGCUCCUGUGAACAUUUCCUGCUAUGCCAAGUUUGCAGAGGCCCUGAUCACCUUUGUCAGUGACAGUAGUGUCUUACACAGGCUGAUUAGUGGAGUUAUGACCAGCAAAGAGAUUAUAAUGGGACUUUGCUUGUUAUCACUAGUGUUGUCCAUGAUUUUGAUGGUUAUAAUAAGGUACAUUUCAAGAGUACUUGUCUGGAUUGUAACAAUUCUUGUCAUUCUGGGAUCACUUGGUGGUACAGGAGUCCUGUGGUGGCUCUAUGCUAAGAAACGAAUGUCUGCCAGUGCUCUUGAGACUCAAAUAGCCAAAGACAAUCUUCAGGCUCUCUUGAUCUAUGCCAUUGCAGCUACAGUCUUCACGGUAAUCUUAUUCUUGAUCAUGUUAAUAAUGCGCAAAAGAGUAGCUCUCACCAUUGCCUUGUUCCACGUGGCCGGCAAGGUCUUCAUUCACCUGCCACUGCUAGUCUUCCAGCCAUUUUGGACAUUCUUUGUGCUUAUCCUCUUCUGGGCAUACUGGAUCACAGUCCUGCUUUUCCUUGGUACUACAGGUAGUCCUGUCCCAAAUGAAGAAGGAUUUGUCGAAUUUCGGAUGGUAGGUCCUUUGAGAUACAUGUGGUGGUACCAUGCAGUAGGACUCAUCUGGAUCAGCGAGUUUAUCCUGGCCUGUCAGCAGAUGACAGUAGCAGGGGCUGUUGUGACAUACUAUUUUACAAGGGAGAAAAGAAAUCUGCCAUUUACUCCUAUUCUGGCAUCUGUUAAUCGCCUUGUUUGUUACCACCUAGGAACAGUAGCAAAGGGGUCUUUCAUUAUCACACUAGUGAAGAUACCACGAAUGAUUCUAAUGUAUAUUCAAACACAACUCAAAGGAAAAGAAAAUGCUUGUGCUCGCUGCAUGCUUAAAGCCUGCAUCUGCUGCCUUUGGUGUCUGGAAAAGUGCCUGACAUAUUUAAAUCAGAAUGCAUAUACAGCCACAGCUAUCAACAGCACCAAUUUCUGCACCUCAGCAAAGGAUGCCUUUGUUAUCCUGGUGGAAAACGCUUUGCGAGUGGCUGCCAUAAACACAGUUGGAGAUUUUAUGCUGUUCCUAGGAAAGGUCCUGAUUGUCUGCAGCACAGGUUUGGCCGGCGUUAUGUUGCUGAAUUACCAACGAGAUUACACCAUCUGGGUGCUGCCACUCAUCAUUGUCUGCCUCUUUGCAUUCCUGGUUGCUCACUGCUUCCUUUCUAUUUAUGAAAUGGUUGUUGAUGUCCUUUUCUUAUGUUUUGCCAUCGAUACAAAAUACAACGAUGGGAGUCCUGGGAGGGAAUUCUACAUGGAUAAAGUUCUCAUGGAGUUUGUGGAGAAUAGUAGGAAAUCUAUGAAAGAAGCUGGCCGGGGAGGUGGAGCUGAGAGCAGAGAGCUAAAACCAAUGGCCUCUGGAGCAAGUUCAUCUUGAAACUAGCCAGCCAUAUUGGAACCCAUUGACAUUCCAAAACAGUAUAUAUAUACAUAUAUACAUACAUAUAUAUAUAUAUAUAAAAAUAAACAGCCAAAAUCAGAGAAAAGGAACAGGGAUUUAAAACUUUUUUUAACAAUUAUUUUUGUGAAACAUGUACUCUUUUCAUACGGGUGGCUUUUACAAGCAGCUUUAUCAUUGUUCCAUUUCUUAAAUUAUUCAUUGUGGUCAUGGAAAUGUUGAUUCUUAUCUGCUUGGUAUUUUACAAUCUGGAGGAGGUAUCGUUGUAAAGAUAAUCUGAAAUCAUGACUGGGUUUAGAGACAGAUUUCCCAUGACAUUGCUAAUCUGCUGAGACUUUUACUUGUUUAGUUUCUUUUGAAUUUGCAUUAAAUUUGGGACAGUCACAUGUACAGAAAACCUUGAAAUCAAGAAAAGUCUUAAAUUUAGUUUUUCAGAAGAUGGUUUCAGUGAGAAUUCAUUCAGUUCAAAUUGGUUUGUAAGCAGUUAUUUUACUUUACAACCCUGGCAGGGCACAGUUUUGUUUACCAGUAUCAGACAUCACAAUAACCAACUCCUCAGGUAUUCAGGUGUGUGGGAGCCCUUGCAUCUCCUAUUAAACAGAACCUACAAAAUGGGGACAGAUAAUUUUUAUAUGCAAUCAACUUCCUGCUUUACCCUACUUGCCCCCUCAUACCCGUUGCCCUCUAUCCUCCCCUUGAGUUCAGUAGCCUCCUUCACACUUCAGCAGUGUUCCUUUGAAGGGUAUGGAUUCUGCAUAUGGGCAAUUGAAAUAACAGAUUGAUAAAGCUCAGUCUUAGCCAUACUCAUGAUUAAUUCAUGACUAGAUACAAAGAUGCUGAGGAGGGGAAGAGAAAUGAACUGUACUACUGUACAUAAAAAAGUACUGUAUGCUUCAUUUCAUUUAAUGCCAGAGAGCUCUGGGAGGUAGAAGGGAUCAUUCCUUGCCUGUUGUUUGAUCCAUAUAUGUAUGUACUGUAGUGGGUGGCUAAAAUGGGAAAGGGCAGAGAAACAUUUCUUUGGAAGUGUAGCUGCCAGGAUAGUUAUCUGAAGUUAUUAAAUAAUGACAAGAGAACAUGCUUUUUUAUUAGUAGUAGUAGUACAAAAUUUCUUUUCAGUCUGGAAGCUCGCCAGAUAUGAAUGCUAAUAUUCAAUUAUUCAGCAUAUUGUAAUGGUAAAUGCUUAAGUGUAUUUGCUAAGAAUUCAUGAUCUGUCUAUGCUAUAUAUUCCUUUUGUUACAAUUUUUUUAAGAAAACUAUUUUUGUUAAUGUAAAGUUAAUAUUUCAGAGCAAAAUUUUUAAACUUAUUGCACUAAAUACAAGCUCUCUACAAAUAAACGAUGCCUCAAUGGUACAAUCACUCCAUUCAAGAAAAUCUUUUGAAAGAGAAAAGUCUUUCUACAGAAGCUUUGUAAUGGAGUAGAGAGGUAUGUGUAGGUAGAGACAUGCACAACUCAUGUUAUCAAGGUUUAGUAAAUAAGCAGUUAUUUGUGCUUCCUGUCAGAGGAUCAGACUUCCAAAUUGCUGCUGAAGGUUUAAAAAAUUAUGUAGUAUCAUGUAGCUAACUAGUGCUCUUAUCUUUUGGCAAUAGUAAAAUAUUUCACUUUUGCUUCCAGAAGGCAUUUGAUAACUUAAAUUUGUUAGGUUUUCUUUUGGUAAGCCAGUUAAAAGAAGGAUUUACACUUUUCAUAUCUCAGACCCCAAACUAUGUGAGAGGUGUGAAAAUAAAGAUACAUGUAGAAAGGAUAGCUGCUGGGGAGGCAGAGAGACAGAAUUACUCAGUCCUGGAAGCACUUAGACACUAAUUUAAGUGAACCAUAUCGGUACCUCCACUAACAUCAGAAGGGCUCUCUAAGUAUUGAAGUUGUAACUCACACAUCUGUGUAAGUGCUAACUGGGCUAGAGCUUCCAUCUAGGGAUCAAACUGGAGCACUACUGAGGCCUCUCAGUGCAAGUCAGAGGUCAGACUUGCCUAGAAGAAACACUGGAGCAGUCUUACUUUUGUGGAGAGGAGACCUUCCUGCUGCACCAGUGUCUAAGACAGCAGUGGCUCUCAACACCAAUAUUUGUGUAGAUCAGGAGGGUUUAACCACGCCAGAAAUUUAAAAACUGGCUUAGAUGAAUCCUAGAAACUGGAUUCCAAGGCUAAAAGACUUAACAAGUACCCAGUUGCUUCCAGAAAAAUUAAUUUUCUUCUUGUUUGGAGGCUAUUGGAGGUGCUUAAUCAAAGAAGCCUUGUAUUCUGCGCAUUUUGAUAAAAAAGUUCUGCCAUGACUGGUCCCGCAAGUUUGUGUUCCCUGCUCACUGGAAGUCCUGAGUGGGGACUUUUCUCUGUAAUUGCAACUAGGACUGCAGUUGGAAACAAAUUUUGUAUUUUUGUAUUACUUGACUGUGCACCAUUUUUAUAGCAGUUUAUCCUGUCUUAAAAAUAAAUCUGUUUUAUUUACAUGGUGUUUAAAAGAUACAGGCAACACUUUUCUAUGGGUAGUUGUAAUGUUUAAGUGAGAAAUCUAUAUCAUUACGAAGUUCUUAAUAAAAUUGUGUGCACCA